Myodes glareolus (Bank vole) is the source of this 13167-nucleotide messenger RNA. RefSeq names its product one cut homeobox 2 (gene Onecut2). NCBI's taxonomy places the organism in Eukaryota, Metazoa, Chordata, Mammalia, Rodentia, Cricetidae. The record is from RefSeq and is a predicted model, not a curated record. Gene Ontology annotation, molecular function: RNA polymerase II cis-regulatory region sequence-specific DNA binding; DNA-binding transcription factor activity, RNA polymerase II-specific. Gene Ontology annotation, biological process: regulation of transcription by RNA polymerase II. Gene Ontology annotation, cellular component: nucleus.
CGUUCGGCCAUGGUCACCAGUAUGGCCUCGAUCCUGGACGGCAGCGACUACCGGCCUGAGCUCUCCAUCCCGCUGCACCACGCUAUGAGUAUGUCCUGCGACUCGUCCCCGCCAGGCAUGGGCAUGAGCAACACCUACACUACGCUGACUCCGCUCCAGCCGCUGCCACCCAUCUCCACGGUGUCAGACAAGUUCCACCACCCGCACCCUCACCACCACCCUCAUCACCACCAUCACCACCACCAUCAUCAUCAGCGUCUGUCGGGCAACGUCAGUGGCAGCUUCACCCUCAUGCGCGACGAGCGCGGGCUUCCGUCCAUGAACAACCUUUAUAGCCCUUACAAGGAGAUGCCUAGUAUGAGCCAGAGCCUGUCUCCACUGGCUGCCACCCCGCUGGGCAACGGACUGGGUGGCCUUCACAACGCUCAGCAGAGCCUGCCCAACUAUGGUCCGCCGGGCCACGACAAAAUGCUCAGCCCCAAUUUCGACGCGCACCACACUGCCAUGCUGACCCGCGGUGAGCAACACCUGUCCCGAGGCCUGGGCACUCCGCCUGCAGCCAUGAUGUCUCACCUCAAUGGCUUGCACCACCCGGGCCACACUCAGUCCCACGGGCCAGUGCUGGCUCCUAGCCGCGAGCGGCCCCCUUCGUCCUCCUCGGGGUCGCAGGUGGCCACGUCGGGACAGCUAGAGGAGAUCAACACCAAAGAGGUGGCCCAGCGUAUCACCGCCGAGCUGAAGCGCUACAGCAUCCCACAAGCUAUCUUCGCACAGAGGGUUCUAUGCCGGUCUCAGGGGACUCUCUCCGACCUGCUCCGGAAUCCCAAACCCUGGAGUAAACUCAAAUCUGGCAGGGAGACCUUCCGCAGGAUGUGGAAGUGGCUGCAGGAGCCCGAGUUCCAGCGCAUGUCUGCCUUACGCCUGGCAGCGUGCAAACGCAAGGAGCAAGAACCUAACAAAGACAGGAACAACUCCCAGAAGAAAUCCCGCCUGGUGUUCACGGACCUCCAGCGCCGAACGCUCUUCGCCAUCUUUAAGGAGAACAAGCGUCCUUCGAAGGAGAUGCAGAUCACCAUCUCCCAGCAACUGGGGCUGGAGCUGACCACGGUCAGUAACUUCUUCAUGAACGCCCGGCGUCGCAGCCUGGAGAAAUGGCAAGAUGACCUAAGCACGGGGGGCUCUUCCUCCACCUCCAGCACUUGUACCAAAGCAUGAUCCAAGGACUCUCACCUGGGCACAAGUCACCUCCAAAUGAGGACAACAGAUACCAAAAAAAAAAAAAAAACCAAAAUACCAAAAAAAAAAAAAUCACAGACAUCAGAUUCUUAGCUGGGGCCCUUCACUGGUGACUUGAAAGCACAAUUCUCUUGAAACUUCUCUUCUAGCUGUAAUCAUAGGCCAGGUGUUCAUUGUGUUCGGUUUUGUUUUAAAUGGCCACAGAGUCCAAGUGCGCGCUGAAAACGAAUCUCUCUGAACCAGACAGUGUCCUCUGAGCAUGCUAGGCAUCCCAGAGAUCCAAAUGGGGCCUUCUUGGAGCGAGUUCACUACAGCAGGGUGUCAGCCGAGCUCCGCGUGGCUGUAAGCGUCAACAGUCCCAUUCGGGCCCCCAUCAAUCUCUUGUGUCCGUGGCCCACGAGUAAUAGUGGGAGUUUGACCUGAGAACAGACACAGCGUAGGAUUCCAAGACACUACGUGAUGAAAAGAAUUUAACAACAAGAAAGACCUCAUUUGCUUCCCAAGUGCUUAGCGUCUUUAUAUCACAAUAUACUAAAAAUUCUCAGCCAUAACAUUACGAAAAAAAAUCAGAAUGGUAAUUACUGAGCACAAGUUUUAAAUAUGAAAAUCAAUAAAAAUUCAAGGACCUGUUUUUUUCCAACUCAGGCAUCUUUUCACUGGAUAGUUUAGAAAGCUUUAGGUUGAUUUCAGUUUACAAUGUUCCUUUUCCUUACCUCCUGGAAAUCUCAUGUGGUCUUUUGGAUCCGUCGGGGGAAAAAAAAUAAAAGUCAGUUCACCUGAGCUCAAAGUAUCAAGCACAACGAAGAUAAAACAGAAAUAAGGAAGGUUCUGGUUUCAAUGCAUCCGGUUUGACAAGGCAGUUUAGAUCUGCCUUGCUGUUGUGAAGUCAUUAGGGAAUCCUUGGAAAUAUGGCUUCAAGCACACUUUCCAGUUUGUUACAAAUUCUAUUUCUCCGUAAGGCAGAUGCACACUCAGGAGGCCAAGUUAACUGUUACAGUACAGGAGCAAAUGCAUCAUUUAAAAAGAUCUAGAUUUUUUUAGAUCAUUACCAUGCCCUUGAUUUACUAGUCACCGGGUUCCUCCUCUGUGCAUUAAGACUAUCAUGCGGUUGGUUCUCAUUCUUGCUGGUUUACGUUGUUCGCUAUCCCAUCCCGUGAGUUGGGAUGCUUCUAUUGUUUUCUAGAAAGAAACAGUUUCAUAAGCCACAUCCUGUUGUCUCUUCCUAACUCUCUCCCAUUGUUGGCUCAUCCUUGUAAAACAGCUGACUGAAUCUGGAAAGAACACAGCACACCAAAGAAGCAGAAUACUGCAAACCAAAGACAUUUAUUACCUGCCAUUUUCUAGCCUACAAAUACUGUGAUUACUUUUAGAGAUCAGAACACCUCUGUAACUCCGAGUGGCAUUCGGCUCUUGUCUUGGGCUCACCCUCUGGCUGAGCAAACCAGCUAUGUCAAUGACAUUCGCCCUGCAUCCAGGCGUUGGCUUCACCAUGCCAGCUCUGGUUGUCACUAUCUCAUAGCGAGUGGAAGAGGGCCCACAGAACUCUGGGAGAUUACAAAGGUCACUAUGUGCAUAUUUACCAGUGAAUGGCCCCAGGUGGGCACCGUGAGGUGUUCCAAACAAGCCAAACGCUGCAAUGAUUCUUUACAGACACUUAAGACUGACUUUUGUAUGAAUUACUUAAUUGAAACCAAAGAAUCUUUUUUCUGCACCUACUUCUGCAACAAACCGAACUGUCCCAUUAACUGAGUAAAUGAUCCCAUCAAUCACCGGAAAUCACCACCAACAAGAAAAGCACGCUAAAAUAAAAACAAAAAAUGGAAAAAACACCGAAGACACACUGUGUUCAAACAGACCUCUUGGGACAUUUUUUCCUUUUAAUUUUUUCUGUUUUUGGAAGCAGAUUUGAAAGAAAGGGUUGAGACAAGAAUCAAAACACAGAAGAGCCUUGGUGGCCGCUGCUUCAUUUGACAACUCACUCGGUAAUCUUAAAGCUGAAGAUUGUCUUUAAUUUGUGCCUAUGCAGUUUUUUCAAAAGAACAUGGAACAGAACAACAGAAACCUCAACAGCUACAAUACCAAAGACGAGGAUUCUCACACCUUUUGUCUCAGUUCGUUACCUUCUUUUGCCUGGCUAAAAUACUAAUAGCGUCAUUGAUCUGUACAAAGGUAAUUGAUUUUGUUUCUUUAAGCAACGAAAGGAAAGGGUCAUUUGUUUGAUUUCAUUGCUUCCCUUUAGUUUUGUCUUAUGGCUUUUUACUCAGCAUGGAAUCCCCCCCCGAAAGGUUCCAUGGACCCCAAAUUUGAGAUGUUGGGAUACUGAACACUGUUCCCCUUUCUCUUCAACAGAGUCUGGGGUACACUAUUACCACUUGAAUGUUUGUUGCUUAACUCUUAGACUUGGUUGCUUCUAUGUUCAGCGUCUCAUCAUUAGGGGAGGGGAGGGGGAGCAAGGGUCAGGGGUAGGAGUCUUAGUGAUACGUCCUCUCCAGAGCCACAGAACCAAAGAAUUUAUAGAGAAAUUUACAACCUCAUCUUCAUGUGAUUGCCACAUAUUAACAGGGCUUCAUUUGGGGGUGGGGAAACAUGUAAAAAGAAUCGCCAGUUUCUACUUUUCUAUUAGCUUUUUAAAAAAAAAAGUCAGCUGUAAAGUUGCAUUUCUAAAGAAAGAUAUAAAUAUAUAUAUAUUAAAUGUAUGAGUACAUAUAUAGACCACCUGCAGUGGUGACAACCCGCAGUUUUGCUGUCAUCAUGCCAUCUUUUUGUCAUGUGUUCCAUUUUCUGAGUACUCGGCUCACAACUGUUCUCAUUUCUCAUACCAUUCCAGAGUUAAUUUUGCCACUGUGGUUGUCUGGCAGUAUCCGCAUUUCUAUGCCAAUUUAUGGGGAAAGUUGAAAGUCACAUCUAAGUAUUACUUCAUGUAACCCGUUGAUGAAUGGAUUCAUGAUAUAAAUGAGUUUUAUUUGCAUCUACUCAUCUCGAUUCUAUGCCUCAACCAUGCUCAGCAAGGUUUCUCCACCAGGUUAGCUCAGAGCUACUGUGGCUGGCAGUUCGGGGAAUGCUUAGUGGUCCAUUCCCACCCACUGUGGGGUAGAACACCCAGAAAUCCACCUUCCAGUAGAUGCCCCAUCCAUCAGGGUAGUCUAGAUUCUUCAAAGUGAGCAGAGCCACCAGGGACUUCUCAUGGGGAAGUCCAGCGCCUAUUGCAAUAGGUUGAUCAGGUGUCCUCAGGGUAGUAAUUACCAAUUUGUAUUGACAAGCUUGAGUGUAACCAUAGCUCCCACUGGGGUGGAACAGGGUUGUUGGCGGGAGGUGGGGGGGGCAUAGCUCAACCCUGGAGAAAAGACAUAUGGCAGAUUGUGAAGAGAGCCCCAGAUUCAUAUCCCUGGAGAGCCACACUAUCUGCUAUGCCACCUCUUUACGUGCCCAGUGUGGCCUAUCCUGUGUAUGGGCAUCAUUUCUAGAACUCCGUGUGAUUUUUAUAGUCUGUCCUGCCUGGGGAAUGUUUCUUUCACUCUUCCCUUGUUUCCCUUUAUCUCUUGCUUAUAUUCCAUGGACCCUUGGUCAAAUGACCAAGAGAAAUGCAUAUUUCUUCCAGAGGUUGCUCCCAUUUCAGCUUGUUCAGGUGAAUUUUAGCUUGGGCAAACACUCAAUGGGCCCCUGUGAUGUGUGGCCACUGGGAACGGUAGUUCUGAUGGGAUGUAGGCUCAGGAACCAAGCACCUUGUUUUGGUUGGUGAUUGACACACUAAGUAACAGCUUUUGGGUCUCUACAUCCUUGGAAGAUGGUGGCAUGAAGAAAAAAAGCAAGAAAAAUGUCUCACGUAUCUCAGAUAAUAUCAAAGAGAAUGCUUGCUUUAAGAAGUUACUUAUACACACACACAAACAUAUAUGUAUAUGUAUCUGUAUACAUAUGUGUCAAAAUUUUAAGCCCUACAAAGUAUAAUUUUGCUAGCUGGCUAGCUGGAAGAAAAAAAGUGCUAUACUGAAAGGUUAUAGAAUUUAAUCCAGUGUUUUUUCCCAAAGCUUUUACAUUUGUAUUUUAAAUUAAUAGUUUCAGAUAAAAUAACCAUUGGAUAAAGUCUAGAGUCAAAAUCUUCAAUCCAAGGAAAGUUCCAGGCUGCCUCAGCCAUCAGCAACAGCUGGACACUAUGCAAUAAUAGUUCACAACCCAAUUUCACAUUCUUGGGGUGACAGAAACCCAAAAACUCGAUGCUUCUGGGUGAAACAAGUCUUUCUUUAAGCCUUUGUGUAACUAAACUUGUAUUUUCUAUUGUUUUCAGUGUGAUUUUAGUGAUGGAGAUUCAAUUCCUUCAUUACCAGAAUUCUUUUAAAGGAUAGUCAAUCUAUUUCUUUUUUAAAGGACAAUAACAACAAUGAUAAAAAUUCAAUUUCAUUAUUUUAAAAAUUUCCCCACAAUGUUAUAGAGCAUUUAGUUUGUGCCACAGACUAGCCUGAGCCCAGCAGGAAGACUGUGUGCACAGCUCUGAGCCCAGCAGGAAGACUGUGUGCACAGCUCUGAGCCCAGCAGGAAGACUGUGUGCACAGCUCUGAGCCCUGCAGGAAGACUGUGUGCACAGCUCUGGUUUCUCUGAAGGCUCUUGGCAGCUUCAGCUUUGGAAAUCCAAUCUCAUUGUCACUUCGAGCUAAAGCAAACCAAAAACUAGGAAGUUAAGCCUACUAGACGCGCGCGCACGCACACACACACACACACACACACACACACACACUUUCCUAAGGCAAGCAGUUAGUUUCAAAGCCAAAUAUUAAUAAUUCAAUUUUAAAUAAUCAAACACUGUCUAUGUUGGGCAUCCGUGACUUAGUGCCAGUAAAUUAAAAUUAAAUAGAUUUUUAAGCAAGUCGUCACCAUUUGGUAGGUACAGAGGGGAAGUAUCCCCAUUAUGGAAAAAAAAUGUCUAGGGAUGUGUCUGUUAGCUAGAUACUAUCAUGGAAAUACACUUUUUGAGGAAAUGGGUCCUCAGGAGCUUGUCUAAUUGGAAUUUUUCAAAACCUACAAGCAGACUAAAUUCCAAGAUUGUUAAAGAAUAACCGUCUAUUGGAAAAUGGAGAAAGUAGAUAAAAGUGUGGUUAAUGUUGACCACAUGGCCCAGACACUGCUUUGUCAAUACCUCUUCUAGCUUCCUGCCCAGUCGCAGCUGAUUUUUACUGUCCUGUCGAUGCUGAUUCAAACCUGCUGGUCUAACCAAGCGAGUGGGAAGCAGAAGAAGAGCUCAAGCCUUUCUGAUGAUUACCUGCAAGGUUUCAUAGCUUAACAGUGCUGUGCAGUCAGCUAACCAGAGGGGCCAGCUGUAAAAUAAGUCAAAAGGAAUCCCCACUUAAGAAGAGCAGUAUUUCUGGUGGUUGCUUGAACUAUAGAUGCCCUAAUUCCUAUUUUCUAUCUACACAUGUUCCUUUGCAAGGCAGGGGAUAAGGGUGGGAGGUUGACUGGUUCGUUUUAGAAAGUCCCAAGUACUUGUGAAACAAAAUAUAAUAAUAAUUCUUAAAAUAACUUAGGAUCUCAUAUACGUAGAUGCAGAACUCUUCAUCAAGGCCCAUGUGUUAUGCUGUGAGUCCACCUUAAGGGCCCAUCAACCUCAGUUACCCAAGUGGCUACCAGUUGCAGGGAAGUGAAAGGUCGAGCCUAGACUUCACCUCUGUGCGCUUUGAGUUAGGUUGAUUGACAUUAACCAGUUCAUGCUUUUGAGUAGAGAAAAUUGUAUGUAAGGAAAAAAAAUCACCAUAGGUUUGGUCAUUCCAUGGGAAUCCUCCAUUUAGCUCAGUUUUUGGCAACAGGCAUUUUAUAUGGCACAGACCUUGGUAGAUAAGUUUGCUUGGCGCGUAUACAGUCUGUGGGCUUGGAUGUAUACAGAUCUAGAUACAUAUUUCAACAUAGAUCCUCAUAGUUGACUUUAUAUCCACAUACAUUGCUAGAGGUGUCUAGACUGUGUACAUGCAAGUGUGUACAGACAUGCUUAAUACAUAUAUAUAUAUAUUGUAAUCUGUUACAAUAAAUAAAUUACAAAUCAUCAUGCAACAUGUAUGUGAUACUUUGACAAUGUACCUUGUCUUUGUUAUUUCUUGUAAAGCUGAAAACCAAAGUACAGAAACAUAAGCAAAAGUAUCCCACAUCGUCAUCAUCUUUAUACUUGAAAUUACUUUCAUCUGGGUCCAGCCAAGACCAACAACUUAUUGAUGGAACAUUGGAUAUUAUUUAAUUGUCUGUGUUAGAUGUUUGAUGACUUUGGUUGAAAGAAUAGCUUUAUUCUGAAUCUCUCAUAACUAAAGCUAAAUCCAAAGACCUGAAAAAGAACAGAAAAGGGGGCGGGUGGGCCUGGGGGAUGCAGAGGAAAGUGCACAUCAGUGGGAAAAAGUGGGCUCUAGUUUCCAGGGGGGAAACAAGGGUGGGGUGGUCUUGUGGAGGUUGCAUUAGCUAGUGGGGGAAAGGUGUUUUUUUGCCCUCAUGUCUGUCACAUCAAAGUGGUCUUUAAUGUGAUAAAGCUUUAAAUGUUAUACGUUGCUGCUUUGUGUUAACUUAGAAUAUAGGAAGAAAUCACCCGUUUUGUCCAUCAAAAGAAAAAAAAAACCAUGAAGACAACCCAUCCCCACCCCUCAGAUAUAUUUUAAUGUGUCUCUUUCAAUUGUGACCCGAGAAGCUGUUAGUUAAUAUAAUUAAGUUAUUUAAGUUAGUGUCUUGUAUGCUAGCACGUAGCAUUUUGGGGUAAUUAUUUAAUUCUCUUUCCUUAGUUUGAUUUGACUCCUUGUUCUUAUUUAUGAAAAUGCAGAGCAAGCAAUGCUGCAUCUGAGAUGCAGAACCCUAGCCGCCGUUCUCCUCCACUGGACCCUGCUUCUUAUAACAGUGAACUUCUGUUACAGACAGGGGAGAAGCCUAGGUUACAGUGAAACUGAAAAAAAAAAAUCGGGGCGGGGGAGUGUUUCCCCCCCUCGGAUUAACUUCUAGAAUGGUUUAAUGGUUUUUAAAUUAUUUAAUUUAAGUUCACAGUGCCACCAGGUACCAGGCGAACUUCACCUCUUAAUUACUGGGGCCCUCAGAGCCUUUCUAUUGUAACUUAUUUAUUUAACUUAUUCGGCAUCUGCGACAGGUGCGCUGUACAGUUUGUGUUUGUUAUUUAAAACAACAAAGAGCACUGCAGUUUGCUGUCAGAACAACAGAGCAGAUUUGUGGACACGCAGUGACUGCUCAGCCUGAACCUUCUUCAGAACCCUCGAGCUGAGAUCCAACAUCACCGGCCCGGAUUUUGGGGCUUCUAUAUGGAAACUGGAAAAAUAAAUUAAAAAAAAAAACAACAAUAAACCAAAACGAGAGAACCCUUACACUAGCUGCUUCCAAGAAAGAACCCAGUGUGCGUGUAAAGCAACAAAACGAAAAAGGGAAAAAAAGCAGAAAAAAAGGAAAAAAAAAAAACCGGAAAAACUUUCUAUUUGUAGUGAGAACCAAAGAAGGCUACCUCACUGACUUUCUCCAUUUGUAAUUUUAAUCGUGUUGAUGACACCAAAGAUACCAAAGAUUCCUUUCUCUGUGCGGUCUGCAUUCCGUUUGUGCUCUUCUAUGAUUUGAACUCCUCUUGCUGAUAUGGUACGGACAGCCACAGCUCAGACACCCCAAAGAAACACUGAUGUUUGUGAAGGUGGCUGCUAACCCGAGAAGGGAUCUUUUCUGUGUCUCUUACGGUUGCCUGCUGCCCCUCCCGCGUGUUCAGGAUGCAAGCUGGGAUGCUGCUGUCCCUGGGUUCUCUAGAGUCCCAGUUCCAAUUUGGUGACAAAGACUGCUUGGAGGUGGCCUGCCGGCCUCUGUUUUCUGGAGCUAUCACUGGAAAACGUGCCAGGCUAUUGCCAGCUACAAAAAUAAGCAUUGGAUAGGAGAGCUGGAAGGGACCUUAGGACACAGUCAGUCACCCCCACCCCAUAUGCCCUAUGGCCAGGUUGAAUUAGUUAAUCUGUGUCCAGUGACCCCAGAGCAAAACCCAACCCAUGCUUCCUAGCUCCAGGUCCUGUGUCCUGCCUAUGCUGUGGUGCUCUGUGGGUUCUGCCUGACAUUGGUCACACGUUGUCAAGUAGGGAAGUAGUUAUUCUUUAUCAAUGAGCAGAAACUGUAGCUUAGGGAUCAAUACUUUCAUCUUUUAAGAAUACUCUUCAGGUACCUACAUCAGAGUCAUGUAUGAUUUGUUCCUUAGUAGCGUGGCCAGCCUUGAACUUGUAGGGCCCACUGAGGGGUUCUGCCUGGGAAGCAUAUUGACCCAAACAGUAAGAAGACUUUUGAACACACCGAUUACAAAGUUUUGAAUAAAUAAGCUUAAAUCAGUGGAAGGAGAAGGCUCAAUCUUGAACCAUUGAGUUUAUUUACUAUGGCUAUUCUAAAGUCAAUAUUUAUCAAGCGAGGAACCUUGGCUACCAGUUUUGGUAGGAUAUUUUACCUGUCAGCUUUUUUAUUUGUUUGUUUUCUUUUUACCUAAGAGUGUUCCCUUUUAACUUCUAAAUUAAUUCAAUUUACACGAUAAAUGUAAGCCCUCCAUUGCUUGAUGCUUAGAUGUAUUCCUUGCAAAUGAAAAAUAUCCCAAUAGCAGAAGAAUGAGUAUACCAGUUUAAUUAUGGUGACAUAGUUACUUCUCUCCUGUUUUCCCUGGUCAAAACUUCAUUCUUUAAGUUUCCAAUUCUAUAAAAUUACUAAGUCAUUAUUAAGACCAUUCACCAAAGUGAUUGGAACAUUAGCCAAUGAAUCUUUUUUAGCUUUUGGCCACAUGGGAUUUAGGUACACACAAGCUCCUAUCUCUAGUCUACAGAGCUCUUUAUUGAAUACUGUGAUUUUACAUCUCACACAAUAGUGAUCACUGAGCUUUUAAAGAGACUAUUUAGAUAAAGCUAAGAAGGGCAGAUCAAUUAACUCAUCAGCUCCAUACACCAACAGGGUACAGCUGAUAGAAGACUUUACAAGACUUAUAAACAAGGAAACAUAGCCUUUCUCUCUCUCCUUUUCCUCUCUUUCUUCUUUAAAGACAGGGUCUCAUGUGGUUCAAGCUAGCCUUAAACUGAUGGAUAGAUGCAGACGGCUUUGAACUCCCUCUUAAUCUUCCCGCCUCUGUGUCCCUAGCAAUGGGACUCCAGUUGCGAACCACCAUGUCCAAACAGUUAUCUUCUUUCUGAAGUUUGCAAGUUCCAUCCUGGCGUAUGUAAAAAUCCUUUCCUCCCUAGAUGGGACUAAAACUUCACAGCUUCCAUGUUCAAGGCAAACCUGCAAGGCCUCCUUUCCAAGCCGCGGAUCACCAAAUUUCUAUUCAAAUUCAGCAAACAUUCUCAGACACCCUAAGCGGUAGAGUGGUUCCCCGUGAGCAGUAGCAGCUUCCCCAGUCUUCCUACCACUGAGCCCUAGGAGAGAGAACCCACAAAGAGCAAUGGCAGCCUGAACACAGAAAAGAUCUCAAUUGGCAGACCCCUCUUCAGCACCCCCUCUCCCCCCCAGCCUCAUGCUUCACUUUCAAAGUGUGACAUAACCAUGGGACGAGUGCCUUGCUUGAACCAAAGCAACGAUUUAGCCAGUCUGGACCUCUCUGUGCUUUUUUUGUUUUUGUUUUUUUUUAAUCCUUCCUGUGAAUACCUCAGCUUCAACUGGGCCUCCAUACAGUAAAUUGGUGGGCUUAUCGUACUGCGGUGCUUUGCAAUGCAACCCUGCAAAGAACAAGAUUUGUACUGAUACCAAAGGUUCUUUCUCUACGUCUCUUCCUUCCGCCUCCCCAUCGCCCCCCCUUUUCUAGUCCCUCACGGUUCCAAAGCUUUAAUAUGAACCUGGGCAUGUUGGCAAUGCAGACCGCGCAAUUCCUUACUGAAUUUUCUCAGAUAUACCUCAUAGAUAAUAGUGUUUAGAGUAAUGUUAUUAUAGCGUAUGUAAUAAAUUAUUCACUGUUUCUUUUGGUAACUGUGAUUUAAAAAAAGAAAAAAGAAAAAAAAAGCUUUAUACAGUUUAGGUUGUGAUUUUGUAAUAGAUGAAAAUGUGCGCUUAAAAAGGAAAUGUAUGUUCUUUUUAUUUUUCUUCUCCCCCUUUGGAUUUUAUUUAUUCUGGAUUGGGGAAAGUUGCAGAAUGAGCCCAAAGUUUACAGUUUCAUAUUUUGCUGAAGAAACAAUCUGUGUUCAUUUGCUCUGUUGAAAAAAAAAAGUUAUUUUCUACAUUCGUGCUAAUUGUUCUGUGUUAACAGUGUAGUAUUAUAAUUAGCAACUGCCAAUCAGUGCUAUAAUUUUAUGCAUGAGGCUAAAAAUUUAGCAGUGUGAUGCAUUGUGGUCUUAAUAGCAACCUUUUUCAUUUUGUACUAGAUCCUCCCCUUUGGUUCAAUGGACAUUGUUUAUGCAUGGGCGCCCAUCAUUUGUUGGCAGUCGUGAACAGUUGUGUAUACAUUAAACUGUGAAAAAUGCACACAGUUUGGCCUCAGACAGUGAUAAUACUGGUUUUCUUGGGAGAUGUAUGACCUUGGAAAUACCUUCACAUCUGUUGGGAUUUCGAAAUGAGUCAGAUGGAAUCAGGUUUGAAUUUUAUAACGAGAAAGGUCAUCCAAGCUGCAGUUAGCUUACUCGAACCCCGCAAAUUGGGACCCUCAUAACCCAGAUAUAUCGCGACAUCUGAGAGAGCUGAGAAUUAGCAGUAAAGAGCAACUCACCUCUGCGUUUUUAAUUUCCACUAAAAGGAGUUUUGGCUUUAUGUUCAUGACCUCAGACCUAUUGGGCCAUGAAUGCUAAUUCAUCUAGGUCUCUCUUUCCUGGAUUUUCCCAUGGGGACCAGCUUAAUCUGUUGUCAGCUGCCAGUUGAAAUGCAUGUAGCAUCGAUAUCGCUGGAUUUUUGGCACACUCUCACAGAUAACCCCAGCAGUUAUUUGGACAUAUGAUUAUCCCCUAAACGUUCACUCAUGUGGCCCUGUCAUACUUUUCCUCCUUAGGGUCAGAAAUGACUCUAGAUUCCUUUUUACAAAGUUAUGCCUAUAUUCUAGAGGGGAGUAUUAAGAAUUUUGGGAAUCAAUUUAGGAAAACCAUCUUGGUUUGAAUUCCCCAGCCUUUGAGGUCUCUCUAGCUCAAAAAAUAUUUAUUUUUUCCCGUCUCAGUGGAUUGGGCAAACAUAUCCUUAUAUUUGGGUUCUGAGAUCCACUCUUGAGUUUCCUACCUAUUUCCUACACCACAAAGCCAAAUCAGCUGCCAAGUUCUGCAGUUGUCCUGCAGAAGAGAACGAAGCUGAGGAAACGACGGUGGGGGCACAGCAGCCUGCUGUGCAGAGUCCUGGAAAUCGCCAAGAGACAGCAGAGCGUUGCAUGUGUGUCUGUCAGUGAGUAUGUUGGAGAUGGUCAUUCGUCGAGGAUGCAAAGGAACGGCCUUAUAAGUAGGUUGUGAUGACGAAAGCUUUGUAAUGUAAUCUUUUGGUUUGCUUGUUUGUGUUUCUUUCUUAUUAAUCUGCCAAAGAUGGGGACGGAUACAAGAACUUUAAAAUCAACUUUUGUAAGCCAGUUGUUGAUUGUAAUAGUGUUUAAUCUCCCAGAAAGCUUUGCAUAUUCUUCUGCAAUAAGUCAAGUCCCUAUUGGUUUCCGUAAGUUCUCUACACACUCGCAGGCCUGCCAGCUGUUCCUCAUGAUACAGAUGCUAGCAGAUGCUGUAACAUCUACAAGGUUCUAAUGCAUUUCUGAUCCAAAGCCAACAAAGGGGUGUGAGAGGCACAAGCAUGCCUGGCCUUCUUUACAAGCAACGCAGGGGUCUGGCUCAUUAGAAUUUGCCAAGAAGACUUGUCUUAUGAAAUUUGAGGUAUAUUUUGUUAUGCCGUUUUAUUUCCUUUUUUUUCUUCAACUGUGGAAAGUGAUACAUUGAAUCAAGUGUAAGCUGAGUUUUCCAGACAACUGAAGUAGCUACAUUGUGAAUGUUAUUUUGUUAUUAAAGGGUUUUUACUCAA